This is a messenger RNA of Schistocerca gregaria, 7212 nucleotides long. It is a transcript of the gene Atf3, whose product is annotated as activating transcription factor 3. The transcript has 8 exons. The record is from RefSeq and is a predicted model, not a curated record. Gene Ontology annotation, cellular component: nucleus. The coding region runs from base 1377 to 2354 and encodes 325 amino acids. NCBI's taxonomy places the organism in Eukaryota, Metazoa, Arthropoda, Insecta, Orthoptera, Acrididae. Gene Ontology annotation, biological process: regulation of transcription by RNA polymerase II. Gene Ontology annotation, molecular function: RNA polymerase II cis-regulatory region sequence-specific DNA binding; DNA-binding transcription factor activity, RNA polymerase II-specific.
GUUCGCGCCAGUCCGCCGCUCCGUGCACGUCGCUCCGACAGAGAGGAAAAACAAGCGAGGAUCGCGCGUCGCGCCGAGGCUGCUGUGUGUUCACCGUCGGCCGCGUUUGUUUACGAGUGAGCGUGUUCCCGCAGCGCACCCGCGGUGCCAAACACCCCCUCGCCCCGCGCCUGGAAUGAUGCCUGCCUGCCCGUGCGCCGCCGGGUUCCAUUGUUGCUGCCAGUGCUGCUUCCGCAAUCGACGCCGACGCAUCGACAGGCGACCGUAGCCUACCGCCGCCAUUUUCGGGAGGUCGCCCAGUUGUGCCACAACAGCCCGCCUCCCUCCUCAGCACGCACUUCCGCCGCCUCUCCCACCCCAGUAACCCCUCCCCCACUCUCUAGCCCCCUACCCUUCCGGCGCAGUGCCUAAGCGUGCGCGACGCCUGACGUCCCAAGGCGUCGCCCGUUGUUGCCGCUGUCCAUUACCGACCGCUUGCUGCCAGCGCCUACGCGAAGACAACAGGUGGUCGGAGAGAGACACUGGGACACCGUACCCUAGCUUUACCGCGUUCCUCCUCUGCAUUCCUGACAGCCUGGACUGAGUUGGUUGUGUGGACUUCUUGCGGUUCCAGUUCCGACCACGGCCCUAUCCGGCUAAUUCGACAAUCGCGCCAACAAUCGAACUAAGGCGACGACCGCUGCUUCGUGCUCAGCUGCUUACAACUAAAAGGUAGGCGACAUCAACUGUGUACCGUCUCCUGUAGUCGCAAGCUGCUCGUUCUAAGCUAAUGGUGAGUCCUGUGAGAACGUCGACCAUUCUCCGUACGCUGCAUUCUUUGGACCUUACCGUGGUCGCAGCCCAAUUCCACAUCCUCCAUCAGGACCCAGGGAAGUGAGAGAACUGUUCGAAUGAAGAACAUUAGAAGCUUCCUCAACUGUUGCUGCCGGUCUUACGUUAGUGACUGAGUGCCAUCUGCAGUAGAUAGUGAUUACCCGGCAACUGGACUGAACUCGACGUGAAAGAUUGUGUUUCUUUUUAUAUGAGCAUUAUAUUUUUAUACGAACAGUUUGGUGUAGUUUCGCAAAUUAUAUUUAGUUUUAUGCAGACUUUUUUAUAAUAUAGGAGUUAGUUAUCACCGCUGUAACAUAUUUCAUGGGAAAAUUGCUUUAAUAGGAAGGUUGGUGCAGUGUACAACAUAUCGAAAGGUUUCAAGCUUUAAUAUAAUAGGCAGUAAGUAAGCGUCUUUGUGAUAAAAUCGUCUGCGGUUAUUCGGCGUAGCGAGCGCAGGGCAAUUAGGCGAAGAAGUUAGUGGGCGUGCCGAGCAGAAAGCCCUCGGCUGCGUAGUUCAGAAGUCCCCGGCGGCUGACAAGGUGGCGGCAAAGCGAGGCGCCACCAUGUACAACCUGAACGUCAACGUGAACCUGACGCCCGGUGGCGUCGGGGGCGGGCCCGGCGGCCUGCUCGGGGUGGAGGGCGCGUGCACCACCCCCAAGACGCCCGAGAUCCUCAACUCGCUGAUCGCCAUGUCCAACCCGUUCGACGGCUACCCCACGGCGGCCGGCGGCGGCGCCGGCGUGCGCGGCGCCGGCGGCGGCGGGGGCGGCGUCGGGGGCGGGCCGCGCAUCGCCUCCGUGCCCCCGGGUCACAGCAGCCUCGGUGACGGCGGCUGCGCCAGCGGCGGCGGAUCUGCGUCGCGGUCGCCUCUGUCCAGCCCCACAGGCACCCCGCCGUCGGUGCAGCACAUGUGCUCGCAGCUGAUCAAGGACAGCCUCAAGAUGACCAUCCAGAAGAAGCGCGAGGCGACCGGCUCGGCGCUGCUGGACGACGGGGCGUACGGCCCGGAGCGGGGGCCCAAGGCGGCCAAGCGCGAGGGCGACGACGAGCUGACGCCAGAAGACGAAGAAAGGCGAAGAAGGCGAAGAGAACGAAACAAAAUCGCUGCGACGAAGUGUAGGCUGAAGAAGAGGGAGAGGACCGUGAAUCUAGUACAGGAGUCCGAAAUCCUGGAGACGCAGAACCACGACCUGAAGAGCCAGAUUCAGGACCUGGAGGCGCAGCGGCGCCGCCUGAUCGACAUGCUGUCCAUGCACACGCCCACCUGCCUCAAGAACUCGGGGGGCGCUCCGCCGACGGCUGGCUCAGCAGGUACACAGUCCGGGGACAACUUCGGCACAAAUGGCGACUCUCUGCCGCAGACCUACGAAGCAUUCAUUGCGAGUAGCACCUACCACCAGCACCACCACCACCACCACAACCACCAUGCCCAGCAGCACCACCAGCACCAACCGGAGCAGCAGUACCCAUCAUCGUGCAACUAUAGCAGUGGCUAUCCCUCACCGGGGGCCGGUAUUGAUGGUGGCUGCAUGGCUUAACAGGGCCCUGAGCUCUUUACGAGAAUCGAGGAUCGUAGUAACCUUAAUCUGUUGUAGAACUUGAAUGUAAGAUGUACACUAUGAAAAAUUGCUUCAGUGCUGGUGUCUACAAAGUACAUAAAACCUAUUUGUAAAAUAUCUGGCUUUAGACCCAUAUGACAAAUUGUUCAGUGCAUUCAGCAAACAAUGUAAACAACAGUUUGGGAUACAUCCUGAACUAUAAAGUCAUGUGUACCUCUCAUGCUUCCAAAAUAGUCAUCUUCCACUGUUUUCAUUUACUCUACCUUCAUGUAUGAUUCUAAAAUACGCAAAGUAGAAUAAAAUUUGAACUUUAUCCAUAAUUUCUCAAAGUAUGUUACUGCUGCCUUAAUUGUCUGAAGAACCCAAGUAUUCUAAAUAUCCUGCAAGAAAGAGUCAAUACAUCAAAGUGCCUUACCAGAUUAUAAUUUUAACAUUUUUGCAGAGCAAGCACAUAAUUGCUAUCAGUGUCUAAAAAUUUGCGAGAAAAAUUCAGAAAUAUCUGCUUUUAAGAUUUCAGGAAAAAGAAAUCACCAAGGUUCCAUAAAGAAUCGGCCACGUACACAGAACAACAGAAAUGUCAGUUUUCAAACUGCACUGUGGCAGAAGUGAGUAAGUACUAAUAUGGUUUAUUAGAGAACAAUGUGUUAUCAAGGACAUUAAAAACUAAACUUGUCCAUGAUUUUCAAAAUAUUAACUCACAACAUUUUUGUACCUUUUAUAUAACAUUUGACACUUGUGAUAAUGUAAUUGCUGUAACUGGAAUGUGUGUGUGCGCGCGCGCGUGCGCGCCUGUGUGUGUGUGUGUGUGUGUGUGUGUGUGUGUGUGUGUGUGUGUGUGUGUGUGUGUGUAGGUGUGUGUGUGUGUGUGCAAAGUACUAUGAUAUUUUGUGAGUCAAUUGUAAGAAUAUCACCAAAGCUGACAAUAUGAGAAGUUGAGGUUUAGAAAUGUCCAGCUAUUUCAUCAACGAAAGCUUCUCUUUAUGAAGAUCAAUGCCCUCAUCGCAAAUAGGACAAUUAACAUCAUUUUUCGAAAAAAGUAAAAUAAAAUACACUCAGUCACUGAUUGGUGUCUUCCCGUUGUAGAUGCUUUAAAAACAAAGGAUGUGAACUGAGAGAUCAUUGUUUGCCACUGUUGAAAUUCCAGUUACAGUUUCAUAUUUUAUACUCAUUCUUUGUGAAAAAAGGAGUGUUAUUUAUAUAUUUUGUACUCUUUAAUUUCUUAUUGUUAUUGCUGCUGCUUGUAAGCAUCAGUGAUACUCUUGAUGUAUGUUGAAACUGGUGCUUAACUUAGGUGCUACAAAUUUCCUUAAAGGGGAUUAAGACUUCUUUUAUGUGUUCACUUUUCAGGCCUUUGCACUACUUUCAAUGUUUAUUUUUCUGUAAACACAUUUUGAAAGUCACUAAAUUACUAAAAUUACAUUCUUCUUGCACAACAUUUUGUGUGUUCGUCACAGGAUUAAUAGUCUAUGAUAAUUUAUAUUCUGUUAGAGCUAUUGUAUUGAAGCUAUAAUUCAACAUUGUUCUUUAUAUUUUUAUUGUAUUUUUUUUCAAAACCAUUGCCGCAAGUAAUUUUAGCAUGUUUUAUGUCUUUAUGGUAUCAGAACAAAUGUGUAAAGUAAAUAAACUAUAUUGUAAGUGUGCAUAGCCUAUGUUCCUUUAUUUACGAGAUUAAGGUUAAUGUUUGUAAAAAUGCUUAUUGUUUUUAUUGUGUUUUAUAAGAAGUUGUGUGUUGUGCUUGUAUACAAUAACUGUUUAUAUUUUAGUAUAAAAGUUAAUGGUAGAACAUAGGAUGCAGACUUUAAGCUUCUAUUUUUAUAAUUUUUUUGCACAAGUUUUAAUGAACCAUAAGUAAUUUUUAUAAGAGUGAUUUAUUCUCCAUUUAAACUAGUAUAAUAAUGAGUCAUAUAGUUCUUACAUUAAUAACCACGAGUAUUUGUAUUAAUAGUACAAUUUUGUGUCUCUUAGUGCACUUUUAGGAACUGCUUCAUUAAUUAGGUUGCACAAAAUAUUGAAUUUCGACAGGUUAUCUGUUACAAGGCAGUUUUUUAUAUGUUUCAAAAUGCUGUUUCAUUGAAGCUUUUGCUCCAGUCAUAUAUUAAAAUAUGAACUGCCUGCAAAAUAUGUGGAGCAUUAUGUGUGUGGGGAUUGGGGAUGCAGCUAAAUCUAAAGAAACUGAAAAACGAACUUAGCCACAUCUCAUACUGAAUGUGUGCAACAAGAAAUAUGACUAUACUGGUACCUAUUUAUAGAAACAAUAACAGUUAUUGCAUUUCAUACUGUUCCAAGCACUCCAGGUGUCUCCACACAUUGAUUUUGUAGUAUAUAUUAAGUAUAUUUCGUUCUUGGUUUCACAUAUUUAAAUAUAUAGAACGGGAUUUUCCAUUAAGAUACUUCCAUCACUUAGGUGCUUUUUGGACCAACAAUUAAUUUAAUAUCGUUAGUUUAGUAGCUAUAAAAGGGUAGUAAACUGCUUUUCAUUCUUCUGCAGAGUUAACUUCUGAAAGAAACAUGCUUAAAAACUCUUCCAAGCUGAACUCAUAUGUAAAUAGGAAAGGGAGUUAAGGAAUAAUUUUUUGAGGACACUAGGUUUCUGAUGUAAAGUAUAUGCAGUUGUAGAACACGGAUUGAGCUGUAUGAUAUGAGGCUAUCCAUGAACAGAACAAUACAUUAUUUCACUGACUAUUCAAAACUCGUGAAUGUAAAAUUUUUUGCAAUUUAUGUGAAUCAACAGUGGAGACAACAUUUUAAUAAAGGUAAAACAACUAUUGUAAUUAUACAGAAUAUAACAGCAAAUAGAACAGUAAAUUUCCCUCCUUUUUGAACUUGUUGCUACAUUUGGUACAGAGAAAUAGUAACAUUUUUCUGCUGCACCUCAGUUUCUUCACACCUGACAAUAACUGUAGUGUACACAAAGUACUAUUUUUCAAAGUGAAAAGUAUCACCAAAAAUUUAAUCAGAGAGCUUUUUUUUGCAACGGAAUGUUUAUUGUUUAGGAAUGACACAAAUAUAUUUUGUAAAUACCUAAACUAAGAUACGUCAUUUGUAUUUUGGAGGAUGAGAGCCUCAGUCUUACCAAAGGAAUAUCUUCAAAUUAACAUUAUUAUUCCAUGUGUGCUAAAUCAUUAUGUGCCAUUUAGUUUUGAUGGGGUCUUUUCUUCCAUAAAUGCUGAUAGUUCACUUUUGGUAUCUGUUUUACCUCUAGUGUGAUCAACAAUUUUCCAAAAUGGAAGUGCCUUAAUUGUAAACAAAUAUUUUUGCAAUGGAUAGUGGUAAAUUAAUACAGGUCUGACCUGAUUACCUCUUGUUAGGCUGUGUUAUAUGAGAAUAAUUUUUAGUGUUCAAAACACUCAUUGCCAUUCAUUCUGUAACAACAUUCUUGUCAUGUUUGCUUGAACAAAUUUGACAAAGAAAGUUAUAAGAAGCCAUUAGUAGCAGUAACUUUAGCUCAUCUUUUCUGAUAUCUGUUCUGAUGCAAAUUAAUUUUUACUUUGGAAUGUACACACAUUCAUGAGCUUCGUUCCUAAUAAUGUAGUGAAGUGAAAGAUUGAGAUAAAAGUACUGCUACUGUUUGUUAUUGUUGGUAUGAGAACAACAAUAAUUUUCUACAUCAGCCUAGACUACUUUCUUGGUAACUGGCUGUAAUUUCAAUUUACCUUCAGUUUAUGAGGUUCAAUAAUGGCAAACUGUUAAGUGAUAUACUAAUCAGUGCUAAUAAGAGUUUUUAUUUACUUGGAACAUUAGUUUAAAUUAUUUUCAUUUAUGUUAUUAUUGUCACUUCCAGAGAGGUCACUCAUUAAGGUGUUUACUUUUGCAUAUAUAACAAAACAGUUCUGAAGACAAUCAUCUUAAUGAAUCUGUAACAAGAAAUUGACAUAAAUAUGUACAGCUUCAAUAUUAUUUCACAGAGUGAAAUACGUUUCUUCAACCAUUCCAAAUGAGAACUAUGUCUGGUAUGUCAAACAGCUGGUAAUUCCAUUUAUAGAUAUUUUGAGUUUCUUUGUGUGGUAUGUCACUGUGAGUGUUUCUUUGUAUUCUGUGAACUUGUUGCCAAGGAUGUGGUUGUUUACUAAAUAACACUCUGCUUUACGAAUAUAUGUAAUGUGAAAUUGUGCACAUUAUAAAAAUAUAUACUCUGACAAUAGAAUCAAGUUAAUCUGAAGUCAGUACAGUUCGUAUCAUGAGUAAAUAAUUAAUUCCAAUGCUGACAACACAGCAUAAAAUUGUAACACCUUGAGGUGUACAUUUUAUAAACAUUGCUCAGGUGAAGCAGACUGCACCCUUUCGCUUACGUGUCAAAUAAGUAUUGUUUAUUGCUUGUCUUAAUUUUUUUCAUCUGCUUAUGAAUUCAUGGAACAGUAUAACACAAACUUUGUUUUAAACUGUUUCAUCAGCUUAUGUAUGCAUUGUAAUACAGUAACACAAUAAAUUGUUGAAACUCAAGACUUCAGAAGAGCAAGUAUCAAAAGUUUUAUUAAAGAAAUGUUUAUAACACUAUACACAAAUAAAAAUCACAAAAAUUUGUUUUAUAUAAUAUCUAUCAAGUUGCUUAUUAGCAGUUAAUUCUAAAAUGUAUAAUUUCAAGCUUUUACUAAAUUACCUUUUUAUAUGUAAUAGAAUGGUAACAGUAAGUGUUUUGUACAAAUACAUAAAAUUAAUAGUUUGUUGCUUGCUGCUUGGUUCGUCAGAGUGCAGAAUCAUUCCUUUUAUCUCAGUGAUGUAUUAAGUACUUCAGUACCUGGAAGCUGUGGGCUUUAAAAGUUAUUUGGAAAAUAAUGGACCACAUGUAUUUUUUCUAUAAUUAAAACACUCUAUGUAAUAAAACUAUUUCUUACCUCUA